Molecule: messenger RNA, 4038 nt
Organism: Talaromyces marneffei
Lineage: Eukaryota; Fungi; Ascomycota; Eurotiomycetes; Eurotiales; Trichocomaceae
Exons: 3
Coding region: 1-4038 (1345 amino acids)
Biological process (GO): inositol phosphate biosynthetic process; inositol metabolic process
Cellular component (GO): cytosol
Molecular function (GO): diphosphoinositol pentakisphosphate kinase activity; 5-diphosphoinositol pentakisphosphate 1-kinase activity; inositol hexakisphosphate kinase activity
Source: RefSeq, a predicted model, not a curated record
AUGUCGGAAAAUGCUAGUGUUUCUAGUGGCCAACCCCAGACAUUAGCGACCACCACCACCGCAAGCAAUGAGGGAACAUCAACAGCAACAACAACAUCGCCAUCACCACAAGGCUUGUCUGUGCCAUCGGGCACGAACAAAGAGGAUCGGCUUUUCCCCUCAGCGGUAAUCACCAACGACGAGCCACGCCAAACCUACUUCUCGGACCGAUUAAAGUCAAGCUCUACGUCGUGCGUUAACGAGCUCGGCGUAAGCGACAAUGCAGUGCAAAAUUCUACCAACGCCGCCUCCGUGCAACCGGAAUCGAAACGAAUGUCAUUCGCCUCGCUACGUUCGUUAGGUUCGGUAAGCAUUGCCGGCUCUGUGACUGGCCCUCAUGAUCUUGCAGCAGCGGCUACCUCCAACGAAGACUCUCAAAAGACGACUUCGGGCUAUACAAGGUCAUCAGUUUCAUCUGCAGAUUUCCCCGCCGCCUUUCGAUCCGGUCACGCUUUGUCAAGUUUGAAUCAUCCUUCUCAUGGAUUACCAACAACCCGGAACGAAACACCCUCCGAGGGACGGCGAUUGUCUCGACCAAGACGUUCAUCAAGCAGAGCUCCGAGAAGGCUAAGCGGUAGUACUGCUGCGAGCUCUGCUAGCGAAGCAGAACCUCGCCCGCCUUAUAUCGGUAGAAUUGGCGUUUGCGCUCUUGAUGUCAAGGCACGCAGCAAGCCGAGCCAAAACAUUCUGACCCGACUGCAAUCAAAGGGUGAUUUGGACGUGAUCGUCUUUGGUGAUAAAGUGAUAUUAGACGAAGCAGUUGAAAAUUGGCCAGUAUGCGAUUUCUUGAUUGCUUUCUUUUCCGAUGGCUUUCCACUUGAUAAGGCGAUAGCAUACGCGAAAUUGCGAAAGCCUUUCUGCGUGAACGAUUUGCCGAUGCAAAAGAUUCUAUGGGACCGCAGACUCUGUCUCAAGGUCUUGGAUCAAAUGGGUAUACCCACGCCUAGGAGAGUCGAGGUCAAUCGCGAUGGCGGCCCCGUGUUAGAAUCAACCGAACUCGCUCAGCAUCUCUACCACCUGACCGGCGUGAAGCUUCAAGGCCCAGAAGAUGGUGUUGGCGGCGGAGCUGUCAAGUCCCAAUCGAUAUCGUUAUCUGAAGAUGGAGAGACACUUAUAGUUGACGGUCAAACCAUUCGAAAACCUUUCGUCGAGAAGCCUGUGAGUGGUGAAGAUCACAAUAUUCACAUCUACUUUCCCAAAGAUCAACAAUACGGCGGAGGUGGAAGACGCCUUUUCAGGAAGGUUGGAAACAAGAGCUCAGAAUAUGAUCCCAAUCUUGUGGUACCCCGAUCUAUCACGGAGAAAGGCACUAGUUAUCUCUAUGAGCAAUUCUUGAGGGUUGAUAAUGCUGAAGACGUCAAAGCAUAUACGGUCGGACCCGAUUUCUGUCACGCAGAGACUCGCAAGUCUCCAGUUGUAGAUGGAGUUGUGCGGAGAAAUACUCACGGAAAAGAGUUGCGAUACAUUACCAACCUAACAAAGGAAGAAGCUGCCAUGGCGGCCAAGAUUUCAAAUGGUUUUGGUCAGCGAAUCUGUGGUUUCGACAUGCUUCGUGUUGGAGAUAGAAGCUAUGUCAUCGACGUGAAUGGCUGGAGUUUCGUCAAGGAUAACAACGAUUACUAUGACAAGUGUGCAAAGAUACUCAGAGAAAUGUUCUUGAAUGAGAGACGCAGACGGGACAGAAAUCUCGAACAAUCCGAACCUCCCUCUCCGGAUCCUGUCUCGUCCAUGAGAAGCGUUUCGGGCUCCCAUCGCAGCUCCCUCAAGACCAUUUUGAAGUCGCCAAGUAUGUCUAGGAUACACGGCUCACCGCAAGCCCCUAGGGAUCAUUCCGUGCCCCCAGACAUCAUCAGCCCAACGUCAGGACCUGCUGGAGAAAUGAUAAAAGCUUCAAUGUCCCAGUCUCGGGAAGAACUUUCACUACCAGAAAGCGGCAGUGCCUCAGCGACCCAUUCCCCAGCGCUAUCAAUCGCGAAUGAAGAAGAAAUUGUGCCGUUACCGGCUUCCAAACAUUCCUGGAAGCUAAAGGGUAUGGUGGCCGUUAUACGCCACGCUGAUCGAACCCCCAAACAAAAGUUCAAGUUCACAUUUCACAGUCAACCGUUUGUUGACCUCCUUCGAGGUCAUGAAGAAGAAGUUGUUAUCAAAGGUGAAGCUGCUCUUGCAAGUGUGGCUGCAGCUGUUCGAGUGUCAAUGGAGCAGGGACUGGAGGAUAUGGACAAGCUUAAACUUCUCAAGGUAUCACUAGAGAAAAAAGGUAACUGGCCAGGGACGAAAGUUCAGAUUAAACCGAUGUUCAGAAAGAGAAGGCCAGAAGAGAUGUCAGGAGGGAUAGAACCACCAAGCUCUCCUCAGGUUAAGAACGCUCCCCUUCCAGAAGACCCAGCUACAGCAUCUCAGGAAUCGCCAUCCGACAGCGAGAAGCUUGCACGAUCGCAAACCCGGAGUGACUCUAUUUCGGGCCCUACAUUUUCUCGAUUCUCUGCCGCUGAAAAUGAUCUGAUCUUGGAUAAACUUCAAUUGGUCAUUAAGUGGGGAGGGGAACCUACACAUGCUGCUCGGUAUCAAGCCCAGGACUUGGGUAUGACUAUGAGAGAUGACUUGAAACUCAUGAACAAAGAAGCUCUCAAUGAUGUCCGCAUUUUCACUAGCUCGGAACCGAGAGUUAGUACAAGUGCACAAAUCUGGGCUUGUUCCUUCUUGGAUGAGAAAGAGCUUCCAGAAGACUUCAUUCAAGUGCGAAAAGAUCUAUUAGAUGAUUCUAAUGCAGCUAAAGAUGUUAUGGACAAAGUGAAGAAGAAACUGAAACUCUUGCUUCGAGAAGGAUCCGCACCAUCUCAAUUCACCUGGCCAAAAGACAACUUUCCAGAGCCAUCUGUAGUCCUUGCCACUGUGGUGCAACUGAUGAAAUAUCACCGCGUCGUGAUGCGACACAAUUUCCAUCGGCUUGCACGUUCUGAUAUUGUUGAUGUUCCUGGAAACCCGCCUAAGAACCCUGACAGCCCGUCCGUGGAUUCGAUACAAGGUCGUUGGUGUACGGGUGAAGAUGCCGAGUUGUUCAAAGAGAGAUGGGAGAAACUCUUUGCAGAAUUCUGCGAUACAGAAAAAGUCGACCCUAGCAAGAUUUCAGAGCUUUAUGACAGUAUGAAGUUUGACGCACUACACAAUCGUCAAUUCUUGGAGUGGGUUUUCAUACCUCCUGACGGCUUUAAAGUCAAGGAGCAGAGCGGAUUACCAUCACAACAACUCAUCGAAAGCGACAAGUUCGAAGAAAAGACCGAUAAUGGCACGUUGGCCGAGAUAAUCAGUUUCAAGAAGAGAGCUUUGAGCAUUGUGGAGUCCCGACGUUUUGGACGCUUGGAAGACGCCUACGAUAACUACUUCAAGCUGCAUGGCAAUCCAAACUCCAAACGAAAAAAAUCCGAUGAGCGCCUUGUUAAACUACGAGAGUUGUACAAAUUGGCCAAGGUCCUUUUCGACUACAUCACGCCUCAGGAAUAUGGAAUCAAGGAUAGCGAGAAAUUGGAAAUUGGACUGCUUACCUCGUUGCCAUUACUGCGAGAAAUUGUCCGCGAUCUUGAAGAAGUCCAAGCAUCGCCUGACGCCAAGUCAUUUUUCUAUUUCACCAAGGAGUCGCACAUCUACACUUUGUUGAAUUGCAUUCUUGAAGGCGGUAUUCAAACCAAGAUCAAACGAAGGGCAAUUCCAGAGCUCGAUUACUUGUCACAGAUUUGCUUCGAGCUCUACGAAGCCAAAGAUAGCGAGACAGAUACAUUCUCGUACUCCAUUCGAAUCUCCAUCAGCCCUGGAUGCCACGCCUUUGACCCACUGGAUGUCCAAUUAGAUUCUCGCCAUGCUAUUGGGUGUGCUCCUCGCAGAAGUCUAACUGCGCAUCAGGAUUGGAAAGAAGUAAUUGAGACUCUGAAAGCGAAGUUUGACACAGUAAAACUACCGAAGAGCUUCAUUGCGGUCAAUCUCAGUGACAAGCAUGCUUAUUGA